CAGGUUUCAUUGCUGAAAAACACAAAAAGAAGGGAAGAAAAGAGUGACUCUAUAGAUACAGUUCCCAUCUUUAUUGAUAAGAAAUAUCGGGGCUUGUGAGAGAGGAAUGGAGGAGCUUAGGAACGCUGCCUUGGCUAAUUAUCAGUCGCUGACGAAGAAGCAGAAGGGCUUAGCAAAGGAGUUCUUCAAAUCACUGGACACGGAUGGAGAUGGUAGCGUGAGUCUAGUUGAGUUCCUCGAGUUCCUCCAAGAGGCGGGCAUGUAUAACGGAACUGAUUCCGCUGAUAUGUUCAAAAUGUUCGACCGAGAUGGUAACGGGACUCUCGAUUUCAAUGAGGUCAUCACCCUCUACUACUACCUCACUCUCGUACCUGGUGUGCAAAAUCGAUCCGCUGCCAGAGGCAUAAAAGAGGGGAAAUGGAAUAGGGCUUUUAAGGCAAUGGAGGCCUUUGCCGUGGGUGCCACCAUCGGACAAGUCAUUGGAGGCGUUGCUGUGGCAGCAGCAUGUUCUAUAAUGUAAUUAAUCGAUCAGACACCUCAUGAUCGAACUCUACCUCUAGAUGGAGUAUCUAAUUAAGAGUUCUAUAUUUGUAUUGCCCUUUAAUGUACUAGGCCAAAACAUGUGAAACAUAUUAACACCAUGAUCUUUAUAUGCCUUA
Molecule: messenger RNA, 659 nt
Organism: Punica granatum (pomegranate)
Lineage: Eukaryota; Viridiplantae; Streptophyta; Magnoliopsida; Myrtales; Lythraceae
Source: RefSeq, a predicted model, not a curated record